UUUCUGUCCAAAGCUUGGAGCGCGAGGCCCAAUCGUCGUGACGAUACGAGAUAGCACCACGAUUCUAUGAUCACAAAGACGAUUACCCCGGCCUUUGCGUUUGUAGUUGAUCCAUCUCAUCGUUCGAAAUCUAUACCGCUCACCAAGAAGUGAUAACAAGACCAUAUCAAACAACCAUGCCUUCGUUCCUUGAACUCCGUCAGCAAAUCAAAGCCCAUGCCCACUUCAUCUAUCCUCAGUUCAAUGUCGACCACUUUGCCAUUAUUCUUGUAGAAGAUAUCACCCACGUGCCAGACUCUAGGACUUGGAAAGCCAUGCUGGUUACUCUGAAUCCUGAUAGAAGCUCGCACUUCCUGGUCGGUGCUUUUGGUGAAUGUGUCCGCGAGGCCAUGGUGGUCUUGUUGAUCACCACCACUCACAUGAUGAGAGAGCGUGCAUUGGGUUUAGUCACGGCGAUAUGCUCGAGUGUAAUCCUUGAUGGACAUCUCCUUCACUGAUCUUCGGAGUGGACAUCAUCGCGAACGAACCAAGAGUGAGUCGUCUCGUCGCUUGAGUACCACAUCGACCUUCAAUCUCACUUCGAUCACCCUGUCGACGAAUUCCGCG
This is a messenger RNA of Aureobasidium pullulans EXF-150, 606 nucleotides long. RefSeq lists its product as uncharacterized. Bases 177 to 497 code for a protein of 106 amino acids. The record is from RefSeq and is a predicted model, not a curated record. Lineage: Eukaryota; Fungi; Ascomycota; Dothideomycetes; Dothideales; Saccotheciaceae. The transcript has 2 exons.